AUGUCCCCACCUUCCAAACCACCUCUGACGGUCCGCGACCUGCCGACCGACCUCUUCCGCCACAUCCUCGAUCAUCUAGGCUGCGAUGUCCACGAGACUCUCUCCGCAUGCACCCUUGUCUGCCGCGACUGGCUGAACGUCAGCAGACAGCACCUCUUCGCCGAGCUCCAUGUUCUCCGCGGCGCCGAUGAGUCCUUCCAGGAUCUCGUCGACUUCCUCGACGCGCACCCAGUGCAUGCCGCCUGCGUCCGCACACUCCAGCUCGAAGCGCGACUGUUCAGCUUCCCAUUCAACGUCCCCCUCAUGCCGACCAUCGACCUCGAUGUCUUCGCCCGCAUAUCCCGCGCGCUCCCGGGGCUUCAGAACGUGCGCAUGCGCCAGGUCCGCAUCGCCGCUCCAGGCGGCAAGCCUCUGCCCCCUCUCCCCAAUCCUCCCCCGCGGCGGCGCCUCGACCACAUGGAGUACGAAAAGUGCUACGGCGAGAUCGCGCCCACGUUCGAGUUCCUCGCGCACUUCCAGUACGACCAUCUCGAUUUCUGUCCCAUAUUCCCCGACACCAACCCCGCGACGAUCCGCGCGGGGCCGCACGCUCUCCUCGCGCGCUCGGUCUGUCUUAUCCCGGUCACUCCCAAUCCACACGUUGUCGUCGCUGCGAUGAGACAGGUCACACCCCCGGAGACGUUCAUGUCGUUCCGAUGGCCCACGUCCCAACUCUCGGAUCCUCAAGUCCCUGUCGCGGCCUUGCUCCAGGACAUCGGCCAGAACCUGGUGGAUGUGCAUCUAGGACCAAGCGAACGAGACGCGCACCUCGCCCUCCCGCACCUCCCCCGCCUCCAAACAUUCCGCUACAGCGCCGGCGUCUCCCUCCUCGCCCCGCCGUCAGAGAUGCACGCGCAGCGGAUGCAGUUCGCGUCCUUCUUCCGCGACUUCCUCCCGCUCCUCCCCGCGGACCUCCAGGAGCUCGUCCUCUACGUGCAGUGGUCGGACGACGAGGGCGUGCCGCACCCGCGCUCGCACUCGCACGGACCGUCACACGGGGCGGGAGCCGCGCGCGCGCUCGUCCCGGGGGAGGCGACGAUGCCGAUGUGGGGCGCGGACGCGCCGACGAUGGAGCGUCUGAAGUGGCUCAAGUGGCUCACGCUCUGCAUGCCGGCGGUGCCCGAGGGGGACGUCGGGCGCGCGACGGCGGAGGCGGCCAAGUGCUUCCCGAAGGCGCACGCGCACGCCGCGUUCCGGGUGAGCGUCGUGGUGUGGGAGCUCGAAUGCCGGGAACACGACAUCUACGAUUAUCUGAGCGACUGCUGA
This is a messenger RNA of Epithele typhae, 1305 nucleotides long. RefSeq lists its product as uncharacterized. NCBI's taxonomy places the organism in Eukaryota, Fungi, Basidiomycota, Agaricomycetes, Polyporales, Epitheliaceae. Gene Ontology annotation, molecular function: protein binding. Bases 1 to 1305 code for a protein of 434 amino acids. The record is from RefSeq and is a predicted model, not a curated record. The transcript has 3 exons.